Pristis pectinata (smalltooth sawfish) is the source of this 3978-nucleotide messenger RNA. It is a transcript of the gene borcs7, whose product is annotated as BLOC-1 related complex subunit 7. The transcript is spliced from 5 exons. The record is from RefSeq and is a predicted model, not a curated record. NCBI's taxonomy places the organism in Eukaryota, Metazoa, Chordata, Chondrichthyes, Rhinopristiformes, Pristidae. The coding region runs from base 123 to 434 and encodes 103 amino acids. Gene Ontology annotation, cellular component: BORC complex.
CAGCAGGGAGGUGUAUGGACAUUCCCUGCAGCAUCAGCAGCAGAGCAGUGGCCGGCUCUCCCCGGCGGUAGCGAAACGCCGGGUGCCGACGGGCGCUCCCGGCCACCGUACGCGCGGGGAAGAUGGCGGCGGCGGAGCCGCAGGCCCGCUUCGGGCAGUCGGUGAAAGGUUUGUUGUCGGAGAAAGUCUCCGCCUGCACCACGGACGUGAUCGCGCUCACCAAGCAGAUCCUGAAGGGUUCCCGCAGCUCCGAGCUCCUUGGUCAGGCAGCUAGAAACAUGGUGAUGCAAGAGGACUCCAUACUACACUCUGAGGAUAGCCUACGUAAAAUGUCAAUUAUAACAACACAUCUUCAGUACCAACAAGAAGCUAUACAGAAAAACGUUGAACUUUCUACAAACCUUCAGGACCAACUGAAGCAUCUCUUAAAGUGAACUGGAAGAUGGCAAGAUAAUAUUACUCCCUGAUGAAGCCCUGGGUGGAAGGUGGGGGGGUGGAAAAUGGGUGGGUGGGGUGGGGGGAAAGAGAGUGUUGUCUGAGCUCUCGAUACAGCAAGGAUCAUGAAUGUUAACACACCUUCAUUAAGCUUUCACGAGCAGCAUCCAGAUCCUUCUCAAGUGUGCUGCUUGGACCUGGUGCUGAUAAGAAGCACACGGCAGCUUCUGUUCUUGAGGAACACAUAUGUGGUCAUGGGGCAUUGGAAAAGUUGACUGUGUAAAUAGUAACUUAAAGCGGCAAUAUUGUCGAUGGUUCAUUGUGUUGCUGGGUCGGUGUUUGGCGGGAAGUGUUGCUGUUGUCGUGUCAAGGGUGAUGCUUAAAACACGUUUGUGUUUUUUAAUAAUUAUAUUUGCAAUACCAGUACUAAAUUCUGUGUUAUCUUCAAUGGCUGAAUCCAUUAUCAUCGGUCGAAAUUGACUGUUGUAUUGUCAGGCCACUGGUCUAACUUCCAUUGACCUAUCUGGCAGUCUUAGCCUGGAAUAAGACGAGAAUUAAUUUGUAGUUAAUUGGAUAUUUUCUGUGUCCCAGCAACACACAGUUGGCUAUGUAUCAAUGCUAUGCUGUUAAUGUGUAUGGUCAAAUCUCCAUGUGAAAUCAUGAGUUUAACUUGAACUCAACAGGUACAAUAUUGUAUUUAAUAUUUAUUGGAAUCAAUUUUGAUGCUAUAUUGUAAAGGAAGCUUUGGAAGUUUAUUACACUUACUGUGUAUAAAACUCACUGUUGCAUAGUUACAUCUGUCUCUUCAAUGGAUGUGUUGCUUACAUUUCACAACAUCCUUCAGCUGAAGCUGAGAGCUCUCCCUCCUGAGGGAUUUAUUGGCAGAUUUUUGUUCUAAUCGCUGUCUCUGUAUGUGUCCGUCCUUUCUCAUUCUUGGUGUUGACCCUUCCAGCCGCAGACAGGAAGUGUUUACGAGGCACCAAGUGAACAAGGCUGCUUGAUGUUAUAUUGCUGCAACUAUUUUGCCUGAGGCCAGUUAGAACUGGUGGCAGGUGCUCAUCAACCUGUAGACUGAUGUUGGAACUGAGCAGAGGUCGACAAUGUGGUCCAUACAGGGAGGCUUUGACCGGAGUGUCUCUGCUGUCUGGGAUCUUUACCUCGUAUAUUCCCGCAUCCUUCCUGUUGGAUUUGGCAAAAGGCUUAAGACAACUAAAGUUAGGGAAUAGAGGACAGCCUUGUCUAACAGGAUUUGAGUGGGGAGCUUUGUGUUUCCCACCCAUUAAUUUGGACACCAUUGCUGAUGUCUGUAGAGCAUAGUUUUCAAUUGUGGACUCCCUCCCCAAGCCCCAUUUUGGAGAUAAUGUCUGUCAUGUACAUGUAUGAUAGAAUGUCAAAGACCUUGUGGUCCAAGCUAAGCAAACGUCCUACACAUAGGUGAUGGUAUCUGAGUAAUGUUAUUAAAGACCUUCCUGCUGGGUACAAACCAGGUGAAUCGACAGCCCCAGAAAAGACAAAAGUUAAUUGGUGAUGCUCGUGGACAGAACCUCAUCAUCCACAUUAUGCAGGUUGGAAGACUACUAAACCCCUGGUUCCCUGAUGCACUGGUGGGAAGCAGUAAAAGCAAACAUCAUGAGGUCCAUCUUGCCUCUCCACUCUGUCCUGAUGCAGGGUAUUGACCCGGACCAUUGACAAUUCCUUUCCCCCUGACAAAUGCUGCUCGACCUGCCGAGUUCUUCCAGUAGAUAGUUGGUUGCUCCAGACUCCAGCAUCUGCAGUCUCUUGUGUCUCCAUCAUGGGGUUCUUCCACCUCAGAAGUUUUCAGAGAGAGAGUUCACCAAUUUAUGAUCCCUUCCCCUUCUGUUUGUAAAUGUGAGUGAUGGUGCCCUUGUGGAUUUUGAUGUGCUGCCAGCAAGAGAAACAGUGCCAUACACUUCCAGGUCUGGCUGGAUUCUGACACAUGCAGCCAAGUACAACUCAGCUGGUAAGACAUCACUUCCAAGAGUUUAUUCAUUCUGGAGGAACGGGUGGACCUUGUCAGCUCAUCCAGGGUCAAUGACUGCUUCAGACUUGUUAUCUGAAAAGUCUGAGGUAGAAGAUGGAAAGCUGUGCUGUCUGUGGCCUUGAUGUUAUAGAGCCAGGCAUAGAAAGAUCUGCAGGUCCUUAAACAUAUCAAGCUGUAAGCUUGAUAACAAAAUAUCAAAAAAAAACUGCUGGAGGGACUCAGCAGGUCAUGCAGCAUCUGUAGAGGUAAGGAGAUUGUCGAUAUUUCGGGAUGAGACCCUGCACCAACCCAAAAGUAUACUUUAUCUGUAACAUUUACAAAUACAUAAUACAGUAGUUCAUAUAUCCCAGCACUUGAGGCACCAAUUGCCCUCAUUUGGCUCUCUUGGUUAAGCCAUAUUGUUUAAAUGCCUGACAGCAGAUUCCCAAAACAGAUACUCUGUUCUGAGCUCUGUCCAAGGGAAGAGAUUACCAGGUGGACAGGAGAUCCAAAGAUGCUCGAUGCAGGGUCUCAACCUGGAAUGUCAACCAUCCCUUUGCCUCCUCAGAUGCUGUCUGAGUGGCUCCAGCUGUUUGUUUUUAGCUCCACAUUCCAGCAUCUGCAGUCUCUUGUGUCUCCAAGCUAUAAGGAUGCUAUUAAGUCAUCUUCUCCCUUCAGACUUCUGAUCACAGGUUUCUUUCCGUGAACCUUUUGGAAGAAGAAACACAAGGAUGUCUCAUCCUGCUCCAUGGAGCAGACCCUAGAUCAGAAGAUGAUCUUGCAGGUCCCCAGGGCAGGGAGCGAGGUUUGCUGGAUCUUUACUUCCUGGAUUUCCUCCUCAACAUCCACCCCCAUCAGUGACAGAAGGAACAGACUCUGCAGGCUUUUCUUGAGUCAUCACAUUUCCCUCUGAUUCUCUCCUCCUGUUUUGCCCAAAGGAUUUAUUGUUCCAAGUAAUCUCUCUACACAAAUGAAUCCAGUUACAGGUCAGCAGCCGUUUUCCCUCAGAGACUGUGGUGUGAAAGGUCAUGGCUGUCAUGUGACACCAAGUACUAGUUGAAAGCGACACCACUGUCCAUCAAGGUUUGGCUCCACCCACUCAUUAGUACACACUCUUGGCCAUUGGUCCCCGUGCACACAUUUUGAACCUGGCCAUGACCUAUUGGACCUGUUGAAUUACCUGAGCUAGCUCCACCCAGCUCCCCAGCACUAUAAAGAAUGCCACGUGUGCGUGGCUCUUCCUCUUUUUGAUUGCUGCAGGAGUCAAAACCACGCUGAGGGACCACUGGAAAGAGUGUGCGCUUUCACAGGGGUUUAGGAGCAUCCUAAGUAGAUUCCCGGUAGCGUAGAGCCAAUGCUUGUCCAGAUUCAGGGGGUUCAGGCACUGUAUUGUGUUUUCCCUGAUCGUUUGUAACUAGUUUGCUCUGUGUGUGCGUGCGUGCGCACACUUCACCCCCGUUGCGACUCCCCUCAUGUUUCGCGAUCACCCGUGUGCGAGUGUGCAUCCGUUCCCGUUCAUUCUGUUCUCGCAUUUGUCUUUGUUAAUAAAUCCUUUUCCAAAA